AUGCACCCUAACGCUCGACCGACUGACAACAGCCAGCUGUACCUGGACAAUCCAGAUGGAUCCUGGCCAGUGGCAGACCCCGACCUCGAUUAUUCCCGCACGCCAACAGGUCGCCAGUACCAAAUCAACCUUGAGCCACCUUACCCAGCGGAAGUCACCUGCUCAACGCUCUGUCCCGGACUUCCGCUCACCGCUUUCCCCAAUGAAGACAUCUUCUCAUCGUCUCACACCGACGAUCAGGACGAAGAGCAGGCCAACUCGGAGGAUGAGCUGCGAGAGGACGUGAUCAUGGAAGAAAAGCCGGAUGAACGGAGCUCUCGAGACGUGUACUGGGUACAACGGGAGUCCGACAGGAGACACUCCAGGAGCAGCUCCGCAUCAUCCCAGGCUAUUUCACCCAGCUCCACCGUGUUUGCCGACCACCACCGCGGACACAGCUCCCGCACGGCCGCUCGCUCAAAUGGCUCGGAAGACCAACAUAGCAACGUCCAUCGUAGCUCAUUGAUCAGCUUACAGUUGAGACCCGAAGAUGAACUGUUCCUGGAAAACUACCUUGAGGAGGAUGGUGAUGGCAUCGAUACCGAUAUUGAUUAUUGA
Molecule: messenger RNA, 597 nt
Organism: Puccinia triticina
Lineage: Eukaryota; Fungi; Basidiomycota; Pucciniomycetes; Pucciniales; Pucciniaceae
Exons: 3
Coding region: 1-597 (198 amino acids)
Source: RefSeq, a predicted model, not a curated record